AUGUUGUUUAUUUCACGUUGCACAAGAUUGUGUCAAAACAUAAUACCAAAACACAAGAAUUGUGCAUUAACCAGAGUACCUAGUCGAAAUGGAUAUAUUGUAUUAUUGCCAGAAAUCAGUAAAGAUUUAACAGAAAGUCUUUUACAAGUAAAUGCUGACCACCCAAAUUUUACGGGUUUAGAUAUAAAAAAAUGUGAAAACACAAUUAGUAAUCAGUUAAUUGAUUUCGAAUGUGGUAUACGUGAUAUUGAAGAUUACCUUAACUCAGUUGAAGAUGGAAAAUACGACUUGUUUAAAGAUGUAUUAGAACCAAUAGAAAAUCUAAGUCUUAAAUUUGAUCAAAUGUGGGCUGUAUUAAAAACAUUAUAUUUGGCUGAUAUGUCAGUUAUGCCAGCUCGAAUAUAUUAUCCAAUACACAACAAAGCAUGUAUGUCACAUACAACAAAAUACAACAGCAAACCUAUUUAUGAAGCAUGUAAAAAAGCUGAUUUGUCUAAAUUAACCGAAGAACAAGUUGCAGUUGUAAAUAAAUUUAUUAAAGAAGGAAAACUUAAUGGACUUGAACUCAGUGAAAAACUAGAUUAUUCAUUUAAAGCAAAUAAACAAAAAUGCAGUGCUAAACAAAAAUACUUUAAAAUUCGUUUAGAAAUGGCAUGGAGUCAAUUUCAACAAAUAAUUGAUAAUCCACAACUAGUAAAAGAUUUUCCAGAAGACCUUUUGACAUUAAUGGCAUUAAAUAAAAAUAAUCCUAAGAAACGUCCAUGGAAAGUUGCCUUGACAUGGGGUAUUGCAGAUAGAUUUAUUAAGUACUGUCCAGACAGAGAUUUACGUUGGAAUGUCUGGCAAGCUUAUGAAAAAGCUGGUUCACCCGCUGACGAAAAAAGAGAACUCAACAAUGGCUUAGAAGUUGAAGAAAUACGAAAAUUAAGACUUGAAGCUGCUGAAAAAUUGGGUUUUAAAAAUUAUGGUGAACUAUCAUUGAUGACAAAGAUGGCACCUUCAAUUUCAGCCAUAGAAGAUACAUUAUUGACAGUAUUGGAUAAAGCAAGACCCUUACAAGACAAAGAAAUAGAAUCAUUACAAGUUUUUUCAAAUAAAAAGGGUAAUGAAUAUCCUAUUCAAAUGUGGGAUGUUGGUUACUGGGCAAGAUUACAAAAAAAAGAACUUUAUGGUUAUGAUGAAGUUCAGUGGUCCGAGUAUUUCCCAUUAAAUCGAGUUUUAGAUGGUCUGUUUGAACUAUGUAGAAGACUCUAUGGAAUACGCAUUUUAGAAAUGCCAAAUAGAGCUGAUCUCUGGCAUCCUGAUGUCAAAUAUUAUGAAAUACUACAUGAAAAUGACCCUUCUAUUGUAGCUGGAUUUUAUUUAGACCUUUGUUCCCGGCCACAAAAAAUGAAAGCUGUCGGUGAACCUGGUUGGUUAGUUACUCAUAGGACUGCUUCAUCAAUACCAAAAAAAGUAUUACCUUUAUCAGCUCUAAUAAUGAAUUUUCCAUCAAUACAGAAUAAAAACCCAAGCUUAUUGAGUUUUGACCAAGUGAAAACGUUGUUUGGAAAAUUUGGUCAUUUACUGCAAAAUGUUUUAUGUCAAGUACAUUAUGCUGAAGUAUCUGGUUUAAAUAAUGUCGAAUGGGAUGCUGUCGGAAUAACUAGUAAUUUUAUGAUUCAUUGGUUGUAUGAUAAAGAGACAUUUGACAGUAUAAAUAGCCACUACAAGACAGGUAAAAGAUUACCUAAUGAUCAAUUGACUGAAAUAAAACAACACAUGGCUGGAUUCAAUACUUGUGAUGAACUCUACAAAUCUAUGAUUGACAUUAAAAUGCAUACUUGCAAAACAAAUUGGAAUGAUCUGGUGAAAGAAAUGUGGAGUAAUUAUUAUGGAUUUCCAUUAAGUAAAUGGAACAGUUUUCCAUGCAGGUUUGCUGAAGUUAUGUCAAAUGAACAAGGAGCAGCAAGUUAUUACUCAGGAUUAUGGUCUAGAAUAAUAGCAGCUGAUGUAUUUCAAUCAUUUAAAGUUCCUGAUGAAACCACUAAAAAUUUAGGAAACAACUUUCGAGAUACUUUUUUUGCAUUUGGUGGAAGCUGUCCAUCUGGAGAAAUAUUCAGACGUUUCAAAGGACGGGAUCCUAAUCCUAAAGCAUUUAUUAGUGAUCUUGGACUUGAUAAAAAUGAUAGUAAUUAAAUUAUAGUUUAGUUAUGUUUAAUGUGUUAUUAUGUAAACACAUCCAAAAUUAAGGAUAUUGAUUAUGUUUCAAUGUGUAUGAAAUAUUUUCAAUUUAAUAUACAAUAAAAAGUUAAUUUUAAAU
Molecule: messenger RNA, 2302 nt
Organism: Melanaphis sacchari
Lineage: Eukaryota; Metazoa; Arthropoda; Insecta; Hemiptera; Aphididae
Product: oligopeptidase A
Exons: 14
Coding region: 1-2178 (725 amino acids)
Biological process (GO): peptide metabolic process; proteolysis
Molecular function (GO): metalloendopeptidase activity
Source: RefSeq, a predicted model, not a curated record